CACCGAUCAAAAAUUUUAACGAGUUUGCAACUCAAAUUUGGUUAAACCGUAUCUUUCCCGCCCCGUUAAAUGCGGGUCUCCGGGGAUAAAUUGAUUAAAGUGUGAAAUUAUCACCCCUACUCCGGACCUAAAAAAAUCGCAUCCGAUUAGCUUGCGGUAUCAGGAAAUUACCGGAAAGUCCUUCCCGGCGACGUACUGGCUCUAAUUUCAUUCGGCCGUCUCGUUGAGUGCCAGGGACUCCGAGCAGUGCCGUGGUGUGCACGCGCCGCACCUAUCGGGACGACGGCGGGCGCGUUCACGAUGCGCGUGUAGUAGGGUUCCCGAAUUGAGUCCAGAAGAAAAGGUUUGACCUAGAAUUCCAAUCCAAGCAUAGUAAUAGUCUCUCUCUCUCUCUCUCUCUAGAACGUAAAAAGUUAUGAAUAAGGAAGCGCGCAAUUUCGUUUGGGAAGGGGCGAUUCCGCUGCAGAUUCAUCUCCACGAAUCCCAAGUUACCACCGUUCCUCCUCCUCCACCAGCCCUCAUCUUAGCUCCUCGGUUAGGAUACCUUCCUUUGUUGGCUUCUCAAAUUAAACCUCACUUCAGUAGUACGCUUCCUCCGGUUGUUGACACUAUCUGGUUUGAAUACAAAGGAUUGCCGCUGAAAUGGUAUAUACCAACUGGGGUUCUAUUUGAUCUUCUAUGUGCAGAACCAGAAAGGCCUUGGAAUCUAACGGUGCAUUUUAGAGGAUAUCCGGGGAAUGUACUAACUCCAUGUGAAGGUGAAGAUAGUAUAAAGUGGAGCUUGAUUAACUCAUUGAAAGAGGCAGCAUACAUAAUCAAUGGAAACUCUAAGAAUGUGAUGAACAUGUCUCAAGCUGAUCAGGUGGAGCUUUGGCGUUCUGUCGUAAGUGGCAAUUUAGAAGUUUAUGCACGUGUUUCAUCCAAACUUAAGCUUGGAAUAGUUUCAGAUGAAUACACUGCAAAUUCAAAUUUAUCCUCUGCAAGAUCCGGACAAUUUGUGGAUGAGACUGAUAUUUCUGGACAGGACAAGGCAGGUAGAGUUCCAGUUCGGUUAUAUGUUUGGAGUGUUAGUGAGGAUAUUGACGAUUCAGAAGAUGCACCACCUAUUGAUACUUGGGACAAAAUCUCUUAUAUAAACCAACCUGUUGAAAUUCAAGAAGCAGGUAAAUACUUCACCCUACACGAUGCAGUGAAAAGCCUUCUGCCAGAGUAUUUCCAGGGAAGUUUUUUGAUUGAUGAAGAAUCAACAAGAGUACAAGGUGAAGACGAGCAGAGAGAUUCCUCCGAAGAGGCGAGCAGCAACAAAAUUGCUGAAGAUGGAGUCGAAAUUCUAUGUGAACACACAAAGUCUUGCCAGAAAUCCGACAAUGCUGAGAUCAAGCUUGUUCGAAUCCAAGGUAUCGAGCCGAAACUGGAAAUACCCUUUUCUUGGGUGGCAAACAACUUGAUGAACCCCGAUUAUUUUCUUCACAUUUGUGUCUGCUUGAAAAUUCCAAGAUUAAACACCACGUGUAGGUGAAAAGUGGUAUUUUCAAAUGCAUGAACAUGUACAGAAAAAUUUGAACUGACAACGUGUAAUUAUUUCUUCGUUCUUCAUGUUUCUGUUUUUCCUCUGUAAGAAAUUUCACGAUUUUACAAGAUCUGCUGAUCCCUGAUUACAAGAGUAGUUUGAGUGAAUAGAUUCUUAGGUACAUACUUAAAAUAAAGUUGGAAAAGAUCAUUGGAAAUACAUUUCUGUUCCAAACAAUUUAAUCUUUCUUGAAC
Messenger RNA from Morus notabilis, 1764 nucleotides. RefSeq names its product autophagy protein 5. The coding region runs from base 416 to 1519 and encodes 367 amino acids. NCBI's taxonomy places the organism in Eukaryota, Viridiplantae, Streptophyta, Magnoliopsida, Rosales, Moraceae. The record is from RefSeq and is a predicted model, not a curated record. The transcript has 8 exons. Gene Ontology annotation, biological process: cellular response to nitrogen starvation; autophagy of mitochondrion; C-terminal protein lipidation. Gene Ontology annotation, cellular component: phagophore assembly site membrane; Atg12-Atg5-Atg16 complex; cytoplasm.